Rotaria sp. Silwood1 is the source of this 1037-nucleotide messenger RNA. The record is from the annotation of a GenBank genome assembly. Lineage: Eukaryota; Metazoa; Rotifera; Eurotatoria; Philodinida; Philodinidae.
AUGGAAUUUUGUCGAUUUUUAAUAUUUAAAAAUGAAUUAAAACAUAUCCAAUCAUUAACAUUAAGUCAAUUGAAACAACUUAUUGAUAUAAUUAAAUUUUUAUAUGAUUCUCAUAUUAUUCAUCGUGAUAUACGUCCACAAAAUUUGAUGUUAGAUUAUGGUGAACAACAUUUAAAAUUAAUUGACUUUGGUUUCGCAUUUAAAUAUGAAAUGUUUGAAACGAAAAAAAAAUUACCAAUUGCGGGAGCAGUUACAUAUGCUAGUUAUGAAUUAUUAACUGUUUAUUCUGAAUCAAUUUCGAAUGAACAAGAUUCAGCAUGUUAUGAUUAUGAACGAACAUUUGAUUUAAAAUGUGCAUUAAAUGUUAUAAUACAUAUGAUUAAUGAAAAUGUUCAAGUUCAGGUGAAUGCUAUUGAACAAUUACCACCUUCUCUUGAAAAAGUAUCGAGAUCGUUUGUAUUGUGGAAAAAUUUGGAACAGAAAAAUCUAAUUUAUUCUAAUUUAUUAUAUUCGAUAAACAAUUUAAGUCAAUUAUCUUCUUUUGAUGAUUUCGAAAAUCAAUUAGACGAACUUUACUGUUUACGAACAAAUAUAAGCAUAUAGUUUAUCAAUUAUAUGUUCAUGUUAUUAGAUAAAAUCGUAUAGAUAGCUAUUUUAUUUUGUUCAUUGUUAUAUCAUUUCAUUUGGAUGUACAUAUAAAAAUUCUAGCUCAAAGCAAAGAAAAAGGAAAUUGUUCCAUUUGUUAACAGGGCAUUUUUUUUUGUUUUCAAUCUAAAAUAUUUGAUAAUUUCUUCAUGUUGUCUUCUAUAGAUUCAUAUGCUGAAUAUCAACAGGUUUGUGAAGAAUUUUUUGACUAUAGAAAUCAUUUUCCUAAAAAUACUUUCUUUUGAAAGUUAUGGAUAAAUUCAACUAUGAACUAUAAUAUUCGAUAUUCAUAUCGAGAUGAUUUCAUAUGUCUAAUUAUAAGAAAAAGUUGAGAUAUAAUUCUAAAUGAAACAUAAUUUCAAAAGAAAUUUAAAUUAAAAGAAGAUAUACAU